AUGCUCCGGUUUCUGCGCGGACUGCUUUGCUUUUCGUCUCCUCAUACUUCCAUCAGCGACGAUCCGGUCUCAGAAGCCACGCACAGCGCCAAUGCCACUGAAACAACAUGUCUUCCGCGCCCCAGCUCACGUUCACAGCUGCCUGUUCUAGUCAGGGCUCUUCCAGCUUCACCCUUGGACAGCUUGACCGGUACUGUCAGCUCAGGUACCUCUACUACUGCAGGCUCAUCUGCAGACACUAAGCCCACAGAAUGUUCAACGACCACUGAAAGUCCUUCCUCGUUCUCCGAGGUGCUGGCCAAGUUUCCCUGGCCAUCGCUCGACACUAGCACAUACAUCCCAAUCCUGCAGGAGGAUGGUACGCUCCAAGCGCCUCCACACCUUUCAUUCGGUGGAUAUGGCUCGUUUGGGGGCCGCUUCGCCCCUGAGUCGAUCAUGAGCUUCCUCUACGAGCUCAGCUCGUUCUUCGAAGAGAGCAUCCUGGACCCGUCAUUCUGGGCUGAGUAUGCUAGUGUUCAGCAAACGCGAGCGACCCCACUGCAAGUGGCGGGCAAGCUCACAGACCUGGCCGGGGGUGCCACCAUCUGGCUGAAGCGCGAGGACCAGAACGAGUAUGGCAGCCACAAGACGCGCAACAUUGUCGGUCAGCUGCUGCUGGCACGCCGUAUGGGUUUCAAUGAGAUUGUCACCGACUGUGCAUCGGCCAAGCAUGGCAACUUCACGGCGGCCAUGUGCGCGCGCCUCGGUCUGCGCUGUGUAGUGAUGAUGGGCUCCGACGAUGGCCGCGUCCAGCAGGAAGAUAUCCUCCAAAUGAAGCUUCUGGGGGCUAAGGUGCUAACAGCCUUUGCAACCUCGGGUCUGGGUACGCUCCGCGCCGCUAUCACAGAUGCGUUGCGCUAUUCAGUCUGUAACCACGAGACGGCAUACUACCUAAUGGGUAGCCCAGUGGGUCCAGCUCCUCUGCCGACCCUAGCACGAACGUUUCAGGGACUCUUAGGCGAGGAGGUCGCGGCCCAGAUGCAAGAUGCUGCUGGUCGCCAACCUGACGCUGUCAUCACCGCCGUAGGCGGCGGGAGUGGCGCCAUCGGACUCUUCAGACCAUUCCUUCAGAAUCCCGCCAUCCGCCUCGUGGGUGUCGAAGCCGCAAAGGCAGCUGCCUUAACAGAAGGCGAGGUGGGCGUCCUCCAGGGCUCGCGGACUUACUUGCUUCAGAACAGCCACGGCCAGAUCAUUGAUUCACAUUCCAUCUCACCAGACCUGAAUCUCUCCAGCGUGGGGCCUGAGCUCGCGCAUUGGAAGAACUGCGGCCGGAUUGAAAUCUCGACCGCCACGGACGCGGAUGCCCUGGCUGGAUUUGAAACCAUUCAACACCACGAGGGAUUUCUGCCCGGCCUAGACUCGAGUCACGCGGUGAACAGGACCAUCGAUCUCGCGAGGGAACUGGGUCCCGGCAAGAAUCUCGUGCUGCUGGUGACCGGGUCUGAUAACAUUGACCUCAGUAGAGUGGGAGUUGUUUGA
This is a messenger RNA of Penicillium lagena, 1518 nucleotides long. RefSeq names its product tryptophan synthase. The record is from RefSeq and is a predicted model, not a curated record. Gene Ontology annotation, molecular function: tryptophan synthase activity. Gene Ontology annotation, cellular component: cytoplasm. The transcript has a single exon. Gene Ontology annotation, biological process: L-tryptophan biosynthetic process. Bases 1 to 1518 code for a protein of 505 amino acids. NCBI's taxonomy places the organism in Eukaryota, Fungi, Ascomycota, Eurotiomycetes, Eurotiales, Aspergillaceae.